GAAAUAUGUACAAAAACAUCUAAACAUAACCUGAAACGUUGCCUUAACGUUUAUAUUUUGUUAGGACACAGUGUCCUUUCUCAGUUUUGAUAACUACGUACCAGAAUUAGUUUUCGUCCACAAGGGUAACUUAACGUUCACUGUGGAACUUAUCUGAGCAGAAAUGGAAGAGAUGGACGUAGGGAACGACGAAAGCAACGAUAAAAGUCCGAACGAAGAUUCAUCUGGAAGCAAAGAUGACGCGUUGGAGAUGGUUGAGAAUGAAGUCGAAGAAAACGCGGAAAAUGAAUCGGUCGGUGAUCAGGACGAAAUUGAGGACGAGGACGAUGACGAAGAGGAUGCUGACGAGGCGGAAGUUAGAGUUUUGGAAGCUGCCCUCGCUCAGAAUCCGUAUGAUUACGCGAGCCAUGUAGCUAUUAUCAGUAAGUUGCAAAGAAUGGGUGAAUUGGAAGGAUUGCGUGCUGCCAGGGAGAAUAUGAACUCCAAGUUUCCCUUGAGUUCUGAACUCUGGUUAUCCUGGAUACGUGAUGAGAUCAAACUAGCUACUACACCAGAACAGAAAGAAGAAGUAGUCAAACUGUGCGAACGAGCGGUUAAAGAUUAUCUUUCUGUAGAAAUAUGGCUAGAAUAUUUACAGUUCAGUAUCGGUAAUAUGGGUACUGAGAAAGAUGCAGCAAAGAAUGUCCGGCAAUUGUUUGAACAAGCAUUAACAGCUGUUGGAUUGCACACUAUUAAGGGUGCAAUAAUAUGGGAGGCCUUUAGAGAGUUUGAAAUUGUUCUACAUGCAUUGAUCGAUCCUACUAAUCUGGCUGAAAGGAAAGAACAACUUGAGCGUAUUGGAAAUUUAUUUAAAAGGCAGUUAGCCUGUCCUUUGUUAGAUAUGGAAAAAACGUAUGAGGAGUAUGAAACUUGGCGCACUGGAGAUGGUGCAGAAGCUAUUAUUGAUGAUAAAAUUAUACUUGGGGGAUACGAGCGAGCAUCCGCGAAGCUUAAUGCUCGUCUACCUUAUGAAGAAAAGAUUGUUUCCUCACAAGCUGAAAGUGAGCUUUUAGAUGCGUACAAAGCGUAUUUGAUGCACGAAAAACAAAAUGGAGAUCCAGGUCGAAUAAGUGUUUUGUAUGAAAGGGCAGUCGCCGAUCUUAGUUUAGAAGUGUCGCUCUGGCUUGAUUAUCUUACAUACCUGGAAGAAAAUAUAAAAAUCGAAUCUAUCUUAGAUCAAGUGUAUCAGAAAGCUACGAGAAACAUUCCAUGGUGCGCCAAAAUAUGGCAGAAAUGGAUAAGAUCGUACGAGAAAUGGGGAAAACCGACGUUAGAAAUCCAAGCAUUGCUGGAAAAUGCUUUAACAGCUGGAUUUUCUACUCCUGAAGACUACCAAAAUCUAUGGAUGACAUAUUUAGAAUAUUUACGACGAAAAAUCGAUCAGCAUUCGAACGACGAAGAGAAGCAGUUGGAAGUAUUGUGUAAUACGUUUAAUAGAGCUUGCGAACAUUUGGCGAAAUUUUUUGGUUUGGAAGGAGACCCCAAUUGUAUUAUAUUACAAUUCUGGGCAAGAACUGAAGCUAUACAUGCCAAUAACAUGGAAAAAGCUAGGUCAUUGUGGGCUGAUAUUCUGUCACAAGGACAUUCCGGAACAGCAUCUUACUGGUUGGAAUAUAUUUCACUAGAAAGAUGUUAUGGAGAUACAAAACAUUUAAGGAAAUUGUACCAGAAAGCUCUGACUGCUGUAAAAGAUUGGCCAGAGAGUAUAGCAAAUGCAUGGAUAAAUUUUGAAAGGGAUGAAGGAACUUUAGAACAAAUGGAACACUGCGAGGCGAAAACUAAAGAGAAACUGGAGAAAGUAGCCGAGGAAAGACAGAAAAUACAACAAACUUCUAAUCAUGAGUUAUCGCCAUUACAGAAUAAAAAGGCACAUAAAAGAAAAUCAGAUGAUGCUGGUAGAUGGAAGAAUUUAGGAGGAACAAAGAUUACGAGAGUCGAAACACAAGUGAGAUCAAAAUUAAGAGAAACUCAUCUGAAUUUUGAAAAGAAAAUCGAUGAUGAGAUCAAGGAAGAAAAACCAAAGAUUGCUCCACCACCUGGCUUUAAGGCUCCAGAAAAUGAUCAAAUGGAAGUAGAUAACACUCAGGAAGUCGAUGAUAAAAUCACGGUUUUCGUAAGUAAUUUAGACUACACCGCAACCGAGGAAGAAGUUAGAAACGCUUUAGAACAGGUUGGUCCGAUCACGUCGUUCAAAAUGAUACGAGAUUAUAAAGGACGCAGCAAGGGAUAUUGCUAUGUGCAGUUGAGUAACCCGGAAGCGGUCGAGAAGGCUUUAAAAUUAGACAGAACUCCAAUACGAGGGCGACCGAUGUUCGUUUCGAGAUGCGACCCAAACAAAACAACGCGAACACCGGGGUUUAAAUACAGUCAGUCUCUCGAGAAGAAUAAACUCUUCAUUAAAGGUCUACCGGUAACGACAACAAAAGAAGAACUGGAAGAAAUAUUUAAAGUUCACGGACCAUUGAAAGAAGUUCGUAUAGUUACUUACCGAAACGGGCAUUCGAAAGGACUGGCGUACGUUGAGUACGAAGACGAAGCUACCGCCGCGAAAGCUCUCCUGGCUACUGACGGAAUGAAAAUCGGUGACAAAAUUAUAAGCGUGGCUAUAAGUCAGCCACCUGAACGAAAGAAGGUUCCAGUGAACGAUGAAACAUCUUUGAUUAAGUCUCUAGGUGGCACCACAGUGAGUAGGACAGCGUUCGGUAUGCCCAAAACGCUAUUGUCCAUGGUACCCCGUACCGUUAAAACCGGUGCCACCAACGGCAGUGCAAAUGCAACUGCGAGCGGGGCUUCACAAAAAAUGAGUAAUCAAGACUUUAGAAACAUGUUGCUGAAUAAAAAAUAAUUUACUAUUAAACAA
This is a messenger RNA of Hylaeus anthracinus, 2899 nucleotides long. Its product is annotated as squamous cell carcinoma antigen recognized by T-cells 3-like. Gene Ontology annotation, molecular function: protein binding; RNA binding. Lineage: Eukaryota; Metazoa; Arthropoda; Insecta; Hymenoptera; Colletidae. Gene Ontology annotation, biological process: RNA processing. The record is from RefSeq and is a predicted model, not a curated record. The transcript is spliced from 6 exons. Bases 164 to 2884 code for a protein of 906 amino acids.